GACAGGUUGGCAACAACCCCUGGCUGACGGACGUUGUUCGCGUUCUGUUGUGUAGUUCGGGCGUUCGGGUUUAUCUCACCGUUUGUUUUUAUGCCUGUAAUAUGAAGACCCGUCGCUUCUGAUAAGCGCGUUCCCGACACUGUUGACAAGCUGUCGGACCGUUCGUAAUGUAACUGUAGAUACUGUCGUCCGCCAGCGAAAAAAAACGCUGCCGAUCGCAACUUCGACGCAGCGACGUCUGCUACGUCGCAUGUGAUGUGAAGUUCACUCGAGAAAAGAACCUAGAAGUCGCAACCAACAUGCUAGCCAUCGUGAGAGGCGGCUGGAACCUGCUCGAGGUCCUGAACCAGCGCAUCGAGAAUGGGACCCAGCGUUGCGAGGGCAUGCUGGUGCUCCUCAACCAAGUGCUCUUCUUCCUUCUGUGUGACCGCGUCUUUUGUCCGCACGACCCGCUCACUGGACUCUACUCUCUUCUCUUCUACAACAUAAUCUGUUAUCUGCUCCACUACAUCAACAACGUCCUCAGCCUUCCCAGCUACUCCCCCUACGUCCACGUCUCGGACCAGUCCAGGGUGCGCCACCUCGCCAUGACCGUGACCAAGGUCGUGCUGGACCUCACCAAGGGCGUGACGUUCAUCAUCACGGGCGUCUUCAUGCUGCUCGUCUUCGGACUCGAGCAGGGACUGGAGCACUUCAGUCCGACGUGGCCGUACGUGCUGCUCACGGUCGCCUACUUUGCGCUCACGGAGCGCGCCUGCCAGGAGAAGAUUCCGUGGCUGCUGUCGCGGAUGAACCUGGAGAUACUGGAGAACCUGGAGACGCUCUGGACGCCGGUGCUGUGCCGGCUCGCGACGUCGAUGGCGUCGUUGCUGGCGGUCGUCGCGGUGACGUUCUGGUGCAUCGUGAAGAGCAGCUGGGGGCUGGGGCUGGCAGCGAGCUACGUCAACGUCUACCUGGGCCUGCGGAUGAUGGACCGCCACCUGAAGGUUCUCCUGCAGGAGAUGGGGCGGGUCAGGAAGUUCCGCUUUGCGACCAAGCAGGAACUGUCCGGCCUCAACGACGUCUGUGCCGUGUGCCUGCAGAAGAUGACGACCGCGCGGGUGACGCCCUGCAGGCACACGUUUCACGGAGAUUGCCUGCGGCGUUGCCUCAAGGACUGGGGGACGUGCCCCAUGUGCAAACGAUCGCUGUAAGCUCGUUUCGAGCGUGGUAAGCGCUUUUAGUGCUCGUAGAACAAAAAAGACCCUUUGGCGCGUGUGUUUGCAAAAGUAUGAGAGCGAUCUAUGUGACAGGCUGUGACGGUUUGAGCACCUGACGACGAGAUGUGAAGCUGAUAAGUGCAACUACUAUCUAUUUUGAGCGGUUGGCAUCAAGGUUGCCAGGUCAAAAUCCUUAAAUCUCCAACUUCGUCAUGAGAGACAGUAGCCAAUUUCCCGUGUUAGUAGGCAAUUCUGUAGCCAGUAGUGUGAAUUUGGGUCUUUAACGAGCGCGAACAGCCAGCACACAAACGGAACGGUCCGAAGAACGUCGUACCGUCCGAGACGAUCGACAAAAACUACCCCGGUUUAGGAUUGUCAAGUGUAGAGCGAAGAAGUAUCCGCAAAAGUAGCCAGAAAAUAGCCAAGUCGCCAUUGCCCAAAGUUUGGCGCCACGACAAUCAGAAAGGCAACCCUGGCAAAUAAAAUGUCCUAUGUCCCAUUGCUACAAUCAAAUAGCAGGGACUGAAACCGGAAACCAUUUCGAACCGUAACCGGUACAUAACCGGAAAUUCUGGUCACCCACAAACCGUAAUCGGAACGGAAAAAAAAAUUUCCGGUUACCGGUUCGUAACAAAACGGUUCACACGUAGAAGCGUGAUAGUUUUUUCCGUCGCGUCGUGGUUCGGCGUCACACCACGCUCACGCGUCAGCUUGGACAGUCGCACGGGAACAAACAUGAUGAGACAAGGCUCGAUUACACUGUACGAUAAGCCAGACACAUUCUGUGUUACCCAAUGUUAGUCAGCAUGAUCAAGCUUGCUUAAUUUUUUAACGAUUUUUUAUGAGAAUUUUCCCGACCAACCUUCCAGUGACGUGCCGAAUAAGAUGCACAGAUCUGGCGUCUCAUUAUUAAAAAAACAUAAAACGUACAAUAUCUUAUUUUUAGCGAAAAUGUACGACACUAUUCAUGUUGAGUUGCUGAGCGGUCGUCCCACUUCGCGGAGCAGAAAUACUGGCUCAAGACGCCUGAAUGUUAAUACGACAUGAACCGGUUUCCUUAUUUUCCGAUUACCCGUAACCGGACCCUUUGCAGAGUUCGAGAGGUGAACCGUAACCCAACUGACAUCUCUUUCGGUUUCAUUCCCUGUUGAAUUUUUGCUUCAUAUUUUCGCCACCAGGUGCUCAUAUCUUGUCCAAGACUACCGCUUGUGUAUUGUAAGCAAGUAUGAUUGGUGCUGUAUGAUAUUUUGUAAAAUCCUCGAGGAUGGAAGUGAUCUGAUAUUGCGCGCAAUGUAUGAAACGACUGUUUUCAAUCCCAGUAGAUUCUGCAAUGUCAUGUUCCGCAUGUCAGCCAUGAUGAAAAAUAUGAAACAUAGCCAUCAGGACAGUGCAAUCUAAAAUCGACAUGAUGCUUAACAUAACUCUUAACUUAAGACCGGCAUAGCGUUGUGAUGUAGCUGACAUAAGCAAAAUAAUGGCAAUUCCUGAAGAGCAUUCAAAGUUACUGUCCCAACAUGACCACCUGCGGAUGUUGGUCAAGUCCUAGAUGGACAGCAAGAAGGACAUUGUUAACUGGGAAAGAAAUAUGGGAUGCUGGACGGGUGAUUGUUUUUAUUCUAUUCCCAUUUUUUCGUUAAAAAAUCUACGAGAAUGGCACAAGUAUUGUUUUGCAGAUCGGUUAUGUAGCCGGGCAAACAUUCUGUGCAGGAGGCCAAAUGAGUAACGAUCUGAAAUUUAUUAAUCAACUCGUUAAUUAGAGAUUCAAUUAAUUAAUGGACUCCAGCCAAAUCAGAAACCAAAUGACGAAUAAAAACCAAGAAGUGCUGGAAAGUUCUCGGAUUUUUUUUAAAAAGCUGCUCGAAACAAUGAUCACCUCCAAUUGCACAGCCCAAAAUGUGCCUGAGGACCUCCAAUUAAAAAGUCUGUUGAUCGAGCGUAGGUAAUUAGUCAUCUGGUAGUUACAUAUCUGCUGAAAUGUGCACCGAAUAAAAACAAACACCUUAGGUAAGCAGCUACAGAAGUACUUCAUCUUCCUAGUCUCAGGUUCGCAAGCUUCAGAGGGUACCCAGGUUGGCAGCUGUAAAGUGGUACUGCGUUUUUAUUUGUCAACGCCACACAUACUCCGUUUUUUUUUUUUUUGCUUUGAAAUAUUACUCGAGUUCUGACUGUGCUGGUGUUAGUACAAGGUACGCUGUGUGCAGGUUAGUCCGGCAACGCUAGAUAAUACAGACAGCAGAACAGCACAGUGCAGUGAGGUAUGUGCUACAAGUACUGAGUACACUGCCUGAAAAGUAUCACUGUUCUUUGUUACUCCGUUUGUACUCUGUGCCGCGGUGUUGUAGAGUGUGUAUUACGGUACCAUUGCACAGUACUGUACAACAGAGGAUUCAGUAGUUCAAUACGGUACUGGGUACACUGUUCCAAAGUAGUCAAUAUUCUGUGUUGCACUUGUAGCUUGUACACAGUAUGAUUUUAUAGUAGACUUAAGUGCACUGAACAAUGGGUGCUGUAUGGUAAACAAAGUACCUACAGUACAGUAGACUGUUAUCUUCUGUUACUCCCUCCAAUGACUCAAUGUCCUGUGUUUGACACUAGGUGGUAGAUAUGCUAUGCCCUUGUGAUAAUCAUUAAGUGUGGCAUUGUGAUAACUUGGUGCGGCAACCACUUUUAAUACGAUUGGCGAACCACCUUUUUUUGCAAUUGUACGAGUGGAUUUUAUUAAACGACAAUUUUAUUUUGAAUUUGCAUAUCACGAAGAGUAUCCCCAACCGAAUGUGUUCAUGAUACAUCUUAAAGAUGAACUGCAGUCAACAUCGAUGUGUCUCUAUCUUAACUUGCGUAACAUAGAUUGUUGCAAACAUUUAUACCAGAACUUUUUUUUUUUUUUUUUGUUACUCUCGUAUAGCAACUGUUUUAUGAAAUUUGUCGUAAUAUUCCAUAUCUUAAAACGUCUUUAAAUGGCGACCUCUUUCGAGCUCAGCUGCAUGUUUUCUUGUAUAUGACACAGCACUUUUUUGCAGAUUGCAGUUGAGAUUUAACAAAAUGCUCGUUGACAAUCUCUAGCUCAUAUUCUAGUCCACGGUGCCUGUCCAGCCAAAUUGUAGCUGGAUUUUGGAAGUGUCAACUUAAAAGCGAAUAUUUUAGCCAACAUAUGCUCGAGUUUGCUGUUGAUGUGUGUUUGCGUGCGGCGGAAGGCUGCGGAUGGAAGUUGUCGUAGUUGCUGGUUGUGUAACUCUGCAUUAUUUAUUGUUAAUUAGAAGGUUCACAACCUAUUUUUUUUUUUUUUUUUUAGCUAGCAGUUGUGCUGCCUUGAAUAAAUUAGGAUUUGUGGUUGGA
Ornithodoros turicata is the source of this 4535-nucleotide messenger RNA. Its product is annotated as RING finger protein 145 homolog. Bases 300 to 1193 code for a protein of 297 amino acids. NCBI's taxonomy places the organism in Eukaryota, Metazoa, Arthropoda, Arachnida, Ixodida, Argasidae. The record is from RefSeq and is a predicted model, not a curated record. The transcript has 2 exons.